AUGCCACAAAAACUGUACCGGUACCUUAUAUCUACCUAUAAAUUCUACUUUCAAACAGUAAGCUCUGGAAACUUCGCAAAUGGCGAUACUGCUUGGUUCCUAGAAGGGCGACUCAACGCCUCAUACAACUGCGUCGAUCGGCAUGCGCUCGAAACACCCUCAAAACCCGCCAUAAUGUUUGAGGAAAACGCAGAUGAAGAGACUCGGAUUAUUACGUACAGUGAACUCCUUUGGAGCGUGUGCCAGCUAUCAUAUGUCUUGCAAGACAUGGGGGUAGCCAAAGGGGACACUGUUACAAUCUACAUGCCCAUGGUUCCCGAGGUUCUUAUUGCCAUGCUUGCAUGCGCACGGAUCGAUGCAUUUCAUUCUGUUGUUUUUGCUGGCUUCUCGGCAGAAGCGCUGCAAGAAAGGAUACUAGACGCGGGAUCCAAACUCAUAAUCACAAGUGAUGAGGCCCGAAGAGCGGGCAAGACCAUUUCCAUGAAAAGUGUGGUUGACCAAACAUUGAGGUCUUGUCCAGGGGUCACUGGAUGUCUGGUGUUCAAACGAACUGGCACGAUACAUACGCCUUGGACGCCCUCACGAGAUCGGUGGUGGCAUGAAGAAGUCAAAAAAUGGCCUGACUAUAUGCAGCCUGAGGACCUAUCAGCUGAGCAUUCACUGUUCCUGCUGUAUACCUCGGGAUCUACAGGAAAGCCCAAAGGUCUCAUGCAUACAACAGCUGGCUACCUCCUUGGAGCCACUGCAACAAUAUUUUCGACCUUCACGAGCAAAAUGUCUUUUUUUAAACACCACGUAACGCAUUUCUACACUGCACCUACAGUACUGCGGUUGCUGAAAAAAGCCGGUUCUGAACCAAUUCCUGACCGAGCCUUCAAACUGAGGGUUCUGGGGUCUAUCGGAGAGCCUAUUGCCCCAGAAACAUACUUCCAAAUUGAGACAGGAUGCCAUGCCCUCGCCCCAUUGGCCGGGGUCACUUCCACUAAGCCUGGCUGUCCAUCUGUUCCCUUCUUCGGUGUUGACCCUGUAAUUAUUGAUCCUUUCACAGGAAGCGAGAUUGUCGGCUGUAACAAAGAAGGCUAUCUUGCCUUCAGGCAACCUUGGCCGAGCAUGACUCGCUCAGUCUGGGGUGAUCAUUCGAGAUUCAUCGAGACGUAUUUCAACCAGUACAAGGGUUACUACUUGACUGGUGAUGGAGCGUACUGGGACUCUGAGGGUGAUUAUUGGGUAUGUGGUCGCAUCGGCGAUGUGAUCAAUGUUAGUGGGCAUCGACUGUCUACAGCUAAAUUAGAAGCUGCGCUUUUGGAGCAUCGCCACAUUCCACAUAAAAAAGCCAUUGGGGGGUUUGCAACCCCAAAAUUUCUGAUAGUAGUUUCCGAUAUUCCCAAGACUCGGUCGGGUAAGAUUAUACGAAGGAUUCUGAGGAAGAUCUUUGAAGGAGAGAAAACGAACUUUGGAGAUGUGUCAACAGUGAGUGAUUUUAGCGAUGUAAUUAGCCCGAAGGAAAGAAAAUAG
This is a messenger RNA of Bipolaris maydis ATCC 48331, 1515 nucleotides long. NCBI's taxonomy places the organism in Eukaryota, Fungi, Ascomycota, Dothideomycetes, Pleosporales, Pleosporaceae. The record is from RefSeq and is a predicted model, not a curated record.